This is a messenger RNA of Temnothorax curvispinosus, 834 nucleotides long. RefSeq lists its product as uncharacterized. The transcript has a single exon. The record is from RefSeq and is a predicted model, not a curated record. The coding region runs from base 1 to 834 and encodes 277 amino acids. Lineage: Eukaryota; Metazoa; Arthropoda; Insecta; Hymenoptera; Formicidae.
AUGAUGGAUAGAACACCACCUGGAGAGAAGAGAUUGAAAGAGAAGGAGAGAGAUACGGAAGAGAAUGGAAAGAGGAAGAGUGAAGAGGGAGCUAUGAUAGCAUUAUUGAGAGAAUUAAAAGAAGAAAUGGCAAGUACAAGGAUCGAGAUACGGGAAUUAAAGGAAAGCUGGAAGGCUAAGAAGGAAAGAAUGGAGAAGAAGAUAGAGGAAUUAAAAGAAAGAGUAAAAGAACUAGAGAGACAAGGAGCCAGAGGAAAAGGGAGGUUAGAAGAAAAGAUAGAAGAAAUAACGGAAAAAGUGAAAGAACGGAUAGGUAGACAGGGAGGCAAGGGGGAGUCGACGGGCGAGAUAGGAGAGAAAGUGAGAAGGUUGAAAAGGAUAAUGGACAAGAGAGAGAAGAAGGAAAGAAGGAAUAACAUAACCAUAAGAGGACUGAGGAAGGGGAAGAGCAGCCUGAAGGAGGAGGCUAAAGAAUUUCUGGAAAAGAAAUUCGGGAUCAAAAAAAAUGUAAAAGGUGUUCAAGUGGUAAGCAGGAAAGUAAAGGAAGUAAUAAUAGUAGAGAUGGAAGAUUGGGAGGGAAAGGAAACAAUAAUGAAACGGAAGAGAAAAUUGUUCGGGGGAAACAUAUUCAUUAAUCAUGACCUGACGAAAGAAGAGAGAGAUGUACAAAGGUUACUGAGAGAACGGUCAAGAAAGGAACGAGUGAAAGGAAAGAAGGUAAAAGUAGGAUAUAGAAAAAUGUAUAUAGAAAAUGAGAUGUAUGUAUGGAAUGAGGAGGCAGAGGAAAUAAGGAAAAGGGAGAAUUUUCAAAAAUCGGCCGAGUGGAAGGAAUAG